AGUAGGUUUCAGGGUUCAUUCUGUUUCUACGCUUUUCUAGUUAAGAAGUUCGAUUAGUCAGGUCUGACCAGGUGUUUCCCAGCUCUACAGUUUGUGUUGUGAACAGACGUUUCAUUUCCUGGAACACAACAAAUGGCGUUUUGUCAAAACCAUGAAUGUCUUCAGGUGCCGUCUGGAAAUUAAUAAAAGUUUAUAAACUCUGGAGAUAUAAAUUACUAGUGAAAGUUGACUAGAAAUGCUUAUAUUUAUACUGCUGCUGCUGUGUCAUUUCACGUUAUGUGGACACUGUGCGUGUACGAGGAAAACCCUUCAGACAGGAGCAGAACAAGAGAGUAAAGUGUUUGUUGUGGACCAGGAGGCCAACACGUUUUUAGGACGUCACCUGUUGUUCAACCGCUUCGACUUUGAGAUCUUUACCCCGGGUAAUCUCGAACGGGAGUGUUUCGAGGAGGUAUGCAAUUACGAGGAGGCUCGGGAAGUCUUUGAGAAUAUCCCUGAUACAAAUCACUUUUGGAAGACUUAUACAGAGGGAAAGGGUGAUUCCCAGUCAAAAGUUGAUGUAAUAGUUUUGCUGGUGGGCAUCAUCUCCGCUGGAGUCUUUAUCAUUAUUAUCGGCCUCCUCAUCUGGUAUUUCUGCCAGGGCAGGAAUAAAAAUGAUGGUAUCCGGGGCUCCUUCAGACGUCGGUCCACCCGAAGCAAUGCCUCUGUGAUCAUCCGCAGAUUGGAAGAGGUUUCUCUGCAUCCUAUUCCUCCCGCAGAGGCCAGUGCAGGUUUACCAUCAUAUGAACAGGCCAUCGCCAUCACUGGACCACAUGAUGCUCCGCCACCACCAUAUCCUGGUUCCAGGCCAGGAAGUAUCAGACGAUAACCGAUCACCGCACUGAAUCAGGAUGGACUAAAACGGCUAUUUUCUUGAUUAUGAACUGAACGAUUUUCAACCAAAGGCUUUCGGGUUUAAUUCCCUAGAAUAAGCUACUAAUGAACAUAUUGUCUUUCAGAGCUACACUGCAGCAUUUAACUUAACAUGAAUUAAAAAGCAUUGGAAAUGAAAUCACCGGAUGGUUCUGAAGAGUAUAGAUCAUAAGUCUCAAACUCAAUUCCUGGAGGGCCGCAGCUCUGCAGAGUUUUGCUCCAACCCUACUCAAAACACAGCUGAUCCAACCAAUCAAGGUGUUCAAGACUACUGGAGACUAUUAAGUAGGCGUGAGUUUGAGGUGGUUGGAGCUAAACUAUACAGAGCUGAGGCCCUCCAGGAAUUGAGUUUGAGACCAUUGGUAUAUAUAUAUAUAUAUAUAUAUAUAUAUAUAGUCAUCACUUUUAAAUAUAAUUAGUAUUUUUAAUUGUGUUUAUUUUAAAAACAUAAUUAAUAACAGUUUUGAUAUUAUUGUAUCGAUAUAUAAAAAAGCCAGAUCGUAUAGUUUAAUUUAUUUUACUUCCAGGGCUUUAAUGAAGGACACAGCAUAGUUUUAUCUUUUUUAAUCCUCUGUUACAGAGAUCUAGUAAAAUGUGACUUACUACUUAGUGUUUACUGGAUCAAUAUUUGUAAUAAUUCAAUGAUCAGAGCAUGAUUACCUCCUCUAAUCUCAUGACACUACUCAGGCUGUGUUUUUGGUGCAAAACCGUGUACAUAUAGCUAAAUGAAUUCUGCUGCUUUCGUCUUAUUUUGAUUUAAUUUAAUUCUACUGGCAGAUGAAACCGUUUUGCAAAGCUGUUAAAUUGCACAGGUUUCUGGAGGCUGAAGUGUGUCUUUUGCUUGACAGCAGGCCAGCUCUGAUGUUAUCGUCAUAGGGAAAUUACUAUACUUCAUAAUAAACUUCUUCCUUUGACUA
Molecule: messenger RNA, 1829 nt
Organism: Danio aesculapii
Lineage: Eukaryota; Metazoa; Chordata; Actinopteri; Cypriniformes; Danionidae
Gene: prrg4
Product: proline rich Gla (G-carboxyglutamic acid) 4 (transmembrane)
Exons: 7
Coding region: 236-868 (210 amino acids)
Cellular component (GO): extracellular region
Molecular function (GO): calcium ion binding
Source: RefSeq, a predicted model, not a curated record